GCCUGGGGUCUAGUCUUCCUCCCGCUCGCCCUGCUAAUGAAACCGCCAGUAGCACACACUGGUGCGAACGGCUCCGAGUCACACGAACGGGAUAGCCAACGUUUGUUAGAUGGAUUAUCAGACGAUGAUAUGGAUGCCGAUGAGUAUGACAUGGACGAUGAAGAGGUGCUGGUAAAUGUAGAUGCAGGUGUGCCAAUACGUAAUAGUAGGGAUGGAGGUAGGGGAUCUAGCACGAAUGCGAACUUGACAGCUGAUGGUGGCGUUGUAACAAGGAUUUCAAAUCCGGAAAAG
This is a messenger RNA of Sphaeroforma arctica JP610, 291 nucleotides long. RefSeq lists its product as hypothetical. NCBI's taxonomy places the organism in Eukaryota, Ichthyosporea, Ichthyophonida. The annotation marks the transcript as partial. The record is from RefSeq and is a predicted model, not a curated record. The transcript has a single exon.